CGUUUUGCUACACGACUUUUCUGAACGUUUUUCUAUAAUUUUAAUUAAGCGAUACAUCAGUAGUAUACAAUAUUAAAUUUAGAAUCACUGAAUCGUCUUGUACACAGUUGUAGUAGUAAAAUCGAUCUAUACUGAAAAAAAGUUGACAGGUAAUUAGAACAAUAUAACUGCAACAAUGAACGGUAAUAUGUACUAUAAUUACCCUGGCCAAGCAUUUGGUAACUAUCACAUGGCAGGCUUCAAUAGACCGAACAUUCUGUUCAACUACCAGACACCAGGGAACGGAUUAAUGAACUCCAUGCAAGUGCCUCACUUUCCUGUACCGGGUGUUCCAAUGACGUACUAUCCUCCCGGUAUACAUCAGAAUGAGGUACCACGAGGUCCUGGUCCGAAUGAUCCGAUGAUGCAGACGUUUAACGUAAAUGGAUAUGAGGAGGGUUACAAUGGCACAACGUAUGGUUAUGGUGAUAAUUCGGCUGCGAAUGAACCGCACCGCAGAUAUAUUCUGCACCGCGGUCAAAGACUGUACCAGGCAGUUGUUAAAGUCAACAAGAUUAACAAGGACACCACUUGGAGAGAUUUUAAAAAUCUCGUAAGAACAUGGGGCCCGACAUAUAAGAUACAUUUGGCCAAAGAAAGGAUAAGUAAUAAAGGAAGAGGUUACGGCUAUGUACACUACAAGUACAGAAGCGAUGCUACCAGAGCAAUAGAAGGUAUGAAUGGUCUUUCCUUUGAUAACACCAUCCUUGAAGCUGAAUGGUCCAAGCACUCACUAAAUGUGGAACAGAGUUAGAACUUUUUUAUACAAAAAUGUUGUUCAAAUUAUUGUUGUUUACUUCUUAGUCUUCAAUACUUGUAUCAUGUAACGCUUAUUCUUCUCUUUCAUAGUUGUUCAAUUAUUCCCCUUUGUGGGUGACAAUUUCAAUUUGUUUAAAUAAAUUUAUUUGGUACAUAUUAA
This is a messenger RNA of Aethina tumida (small hive beetle), 958 nucleotides long. RefSeq names its product eukaryotic translation initiation factor 3 subunit G-like. Gene Ontology annotation, molecular function: RNA binding. Lineage: Eukaryota; Metazoa; Arthropoda; Insecta; Coleoptera; Nitidulidae. The coding region runs from base 176 to 793 and encodes 205 amino acids. The transcript has 2 exons. The record is from RefSeq and is a predicted model, not a curated record.